CAAUAUGCUACUGACCUACCAUUAAUUGAAAUUGAGUGUUUUCGAUCAAUUCUUUAAUUAAUACGACUCUCGUUUGUGGAGAAAUUGUACAGUAAUUUAUUAGACAUGUCUGUUGCUGAUUUUUAUGGCUCUAAAGUUGAGGUAUACCUCAAUAAUGACGAUGUUACACAAGGUGUAAUAGCAAAUUUUGAUGCUGCAAAUGCGAUGCUUCAACUGAGACUUCCGGAUAAUAGUACCAAAAACAUAGUUACUUCGAACAUAAAAAACCUAAAAAUUCUACCAAACGUCCCAGGAUCACCCUCAACAUCGUCAAAAAAGAGUAACACAAAGCCGACUUCGAGCACCAAUUCAGGAAACACACCUUCCAAAUCAAAGUCAAAGAACGAUUCUUCUAAAAAUCAAUGGGCUAUGGAUUGUGAUGGCGAGUUCGACUUCGCAGCGAAUUUGGAGAAAUUUGAUAAAAAGCAAAUAUUCGCAGAAUUUCGGGAGAAAGACAAGAAAGACCCUACAAAGUUACUCGUGGCGCAUAAUAAAAGCCAUCAUCCUAAAAAUUAUCAUCCCAACGAGAAUGUUUUGGAUAAUAACGAAAAAGACAGUUCCUCAGACUCAAAAAACCCAAGCCCAUCCUUUAUCAAGGAUUUUAGAAACAAUAUUGAUGCUUCCUUGGCCUCCAUGAUGAUCAAUGAAACUACCAUUAAAGGGUCGAACUCCAAAUUUGGACCUUACUCUGAAAGACCAAAGAAAAAGGACCGUAGUGGUCAGUUAGCUCCCACAACUCUACAUACAGUGUCCGGUGAAAAAUUAAUUACAGUUCAACCUGAUUUACUCGCCCAAGCUGUAGCACUAGCUAUUGCGAAAACGAGUACAGAUAUCGUCAUUGAAAAUGCUGCUCAGAUCCUUUCUCAGUUUAUAUACUCUGUCUUGGGUGGACAUAAGCGAUUCACUACUUCCAACCAUAACUCUCAACCUUUAGUGUGUAUCAUUGUAGGUCAACAUGAUCAUGCGUCAGCGGCUGUUGCAGCUGGACGAAGACUCUGUGCAAUCGGUGUUAAAGUGGUUCUUCGUUUAUUAACACCUUAUAAUGUUGAUAACAAACAAUUACUUAUGUUUUUAGCUGCUGGUGGACACAUGCCAACUGAAAAUUUCGAUCAAUUUAUUGAUAACUUUUCUUCUCCGAUUGAGCUUAUUGUCGACACGGUCAGCGGUUUCCACUCCGCUAUUGAUAAAAAAACAACUUCUUUAAUUAAUUGGAUAAAUAAGCAGAAUGUUUUGGUGCUAUCCGUUGAUAUACCUUCCGGUUACACCUGUGAACAAUCAGAUGCGGUUGUUGAGCCAAAGUGGACUUUAGCUUUAGGGGCUUUAAGUACGACAUUGGCAAAAGCAGCAUUCAUUGAUCAGGUUGCGGGUGUUUCCGUGUUUGUUGGGAAUCUUGGAACAGGUGUACAUACUUGGGAUGAAUUGGGGGUUGCCGACUCUCAAGUUAACGGUCAGUAUCUUGCACAAAUUACUUGUAAUGGAACUGAGUAAAAGAUAUAUAUUAAAAAAACUAUUAAAUUGUUUUGAAACAGAAUUACCAAAAAAAUGGCUAUGAUCGAGUUCGUCGAAUGAGGUCGUGUUGGAAGUUAUUUACAUAUGUUUCGAAUGGGCGCCGAAAUUUAUUAGCGAAACCGCAAAUUAUACCUUCCUGUGUAGGUUGUUGAAAACGUGAAAGUAUAUUCUGUAUUUCACUGAAAUCUGCAGUUCCGUGUUGUAAAUCAGUCAGUACAUCCUCAAUAUCUUCAAUUCCUGGACGGCAAACAGGACAAAUAUGACAAGUAUCACUGGAGUAGAAUUUAUAAAAAUUGAGGAGGCUAUCAACGACGUGAUCUUGAUUAUUCAGCACAAUAAGUGAUCCAUUUCCAAGACUACAGCCAAGUUCUUCCAAAGUCUGGUAGUCCAUAGUUGCUUGUUGACAUUGCUCCUUAUUUAAAAUCCCUGAAGCUGGGCCUCCAGCAUACACGCCAGCUAAUGAGUCCCAUCCCCCUUUUACGCCUCCUGCGUGUCUUUCAAUGAGUUCUUUCAGGCGAAUAGAUAAUAUUUCUUCCGUUAUACCUGGAUUAUUCACAUCUCCAGAGAUGCAAAACAAUCUGGUUUCAUGACUGUUGACAAUUUCCUUAUUUAAUGAUUCUCUUUUCAGAAUUUUAGAUAGAUUAGCCGCUGUCUCCACAUUUAGCAUAAGCGUUGGUAAUCCAAAUAAACCUUUUGUGCUUAUGGGUUGAGGUAAUUGCAUUGCGAUAGGAAAAUGUCCUUCAAGCGAUUCUAAUAAAGCAGAAUCUUCUCCGGUGAUAUAAGUACCUGCACCCGGGUGAACAAGAAUAUCCAGUUUUGUAUUGGUUCCAAGAAUAUUUCUUCC
Schizosaccharomyces cryophilus OY26 is the source of this 2392-nucleotide messenger RNA. RefSeq names its product enhancer-mRNA decapping Edc3. Gene Ontology annotation, cellular component: P-body. The transcript has 2 exons. Bases 106 to 1527 code for a protein of 473 amino acids. NCBI's taxonomy places the organism in Eukaryota, Fungi, Ascomycota, Schizosaccharomycetes, Schizosaccharomycetales, Schizosaccharomycetaceae. Gene Ontology annotation, molecular function: mRNA binding. Gene Ontology annotation, biological process: deadenylation-independent decapping of nuclear-transcribed mRNA; P-body assembly. The record is from RefSeq and is a predicted model, not a curated record.